Messenger RNA from Cercospora beticola, 2764 nucleotides. The record is from RefSeq and is a predicted model, not a curated record. NCBI's taxonomy places the organism in Eukaryota, Fungi, Ascomycota, Dothideomycetes, Mycosphaerellales, Mycosphaerellaceae.
UUCGCUGCUUGCAGUCCCAACGGUCUACGCAUACCGGACAGACAGCGAUCGGAUGGAAAAGGACAGUAUGCCCACCUCAUGGCGGACAUACGCGCCUCCAGUCGACGCCGUACGCAAUCACUGACCCGACACUUCCUUCAAAGCGCCCUAAUGCUAGCAGCUCCCACCUCGUCGAUGAAUUGGUGUAGUUUCUGCAAUCGAAAAUACUCCCGUCGAGACGCACUACAACGGCACCAAACAACCUGUCCCAAGCGGGGAAACCAACCUUUGACGAAAGGCGUUCGAUCACGAGGCAGGAAUCGUCAUUCGUGUGAGAACUGUGCCAAGAAGAAGCUGUAUUGUGAUGGCGGCUCGCCAUGCGGCACUUGCGCUGGCAAACACGUGAGCUGCUCGAAUGCAGUGACUGACAGCGCAGCGACCUCAAGAAGCGCCUCUCGUGAUCGUGAAUCAAGAGUGCAAAGCCAGUUUUCGACUUCCUUUCUUCUUCGUGACGGCGAAGAAGAAGUCUUCUCGUCCAGGUUCAACUUUCCCCGUCCGCCUUCCAGAGAUACUGCCGAGAGUCAGUCUGGAGAUAUUGCAGACUCAAUGGAAUUCGAAUUCGACUUCAACGCAAGCAUCUUUGGGCCUGCAUUCUUCGAAUCUGAGAUCUGGCCCACUGCGGAUGUGCUUGUGUCUGGCAGCGAACGUGGAACCACACCGACUCCGCACCUCGACGUGUACGGCGUAGCUGACCAUCUUGAUCGUCUUUCAAGUAUCACUUUCGCGCUAUCAGAGUAUACCAGUCCAGAUGGAUCUGCAUUGUCGACUUCUGACACUUUGACAAACUUGCAGCAAGUCUUCAGUCAAGCCAGAGUGGUGAAGCACAUCGAGGACUAUUUCCGAGGCUGGCAUCGCAACUGCCCCGUAAUUCACAGGCCUUCGUUCAGGAUCAGCGAGGUUGAUGACGUACUUCUGGUCGGGGUGAUCCUGCUCGGAGCCAUGUAUUCAACAAGUCAGAAGGAGCGCAGCAUGGCAAGUAUGAUUAUGGCGUAUGGCGAGGAAUUCAUUUUUCGUGCUGUGUCAUCAGUCGCAAAAGGGAAACUUCAGAAUCUUGGGGCGAACGGUGUCAAUGAAGAUUUCCAAAUUGUGCAGGCUGGAUUCUGCAUGGCUGUCGUUCAAUUUUGGACCGGAGACGCAGAAGCAAAGCAACGGGCUAUGACCACACGUUUUUUACAGGUCAUCGAGGCAGCCCACUGCAUCGAUAUGUUCAAGGCAGCGCAUCAGCUCGACGACCGUAUUAGCGAGCGGAAGUGGCUCCUGAAAGAGGCCAAAGUAAGGACAGCGGCGUGGCUCAGCCUGCUUGAUUGCGCCUUCUUGUUCUUUCGUGGCAUACCAACCCGAAUCCUGACAUCCGAGAUCAUGUACGGCCUGCCUUGUGUCGAGACAGUAUUCGAAGCAGAACACCCUUUUGCCUUACCACAGUUUUCGUUCUGCAGAGCAUUCAAUUCACAAGAAGCAUUCCAGCGGCUGUUCUUUCGGCAAGGAUCUAAUGACACCCGCAUAUUGGAUCUGACAGUGCUAGACACUUUCAUUCUGAUACACAUGCUGUAUCGGUACACGAGUGACGUCUUAUCCCUGUCGCUUUGCAGAGCUUUUUCGAGUGAGUCGGAGGCUUUCACUACUGAUAUUCGAUAUGCGCUGGACACAUGGCACAAAUGCUGGAAGCACCUGAAGACACAUGCACAGCAGCAGAACCAGUGGGAUGCGACCGCCCGUAUGACAAGGCAUGAGGUCGCAAAAUAUGGGGCACGGACCCUAUUCACGAAGCAACAAUUGUGGUUCGGGCAACAUCGCUCAACUCUAAAUUUCACGCAGCGACAGAAUCGAAAAAAACACAGCUACUCGAAGCACUGCCUUGACAGUUUGAAUAUUAUCAGAUUGGCUGAGUGCUGAUUUUGACGACAGGCAGUGGGACACAAAGGCGCGACAAAGAGAGAGAAAUUCAAGAUGCCAAAGACAAGCGCCAACAAAGAGAGGAGUGCGGCAAAGAAGCUGGGUUCUGCUGGCAACACUUCCGACGUCCGCAAGCGGAAAAGAGCAGGCAGCAUCUCUGAUGCGUCCACGCACAGCGACAGCAAGGACUCCAAACUCGAAGUCGCAAGCGCACAGCCUUCGCUAGCACCGCGGAAGCGUGCUCGAGUCUCGCCACAGCCCAAGAUGCCCACCGAAGGAAAGCAAAGAGCACGAAAGACGAAGCAGGACUGUUCCGAGGAACUUGUGGACAUGUCUGAAUGGAUGUCACCAAAUUCGCAGGGCAAUUCGAGCUCGAUGUGGCGGCCCAAGAACAAAGCGCGAGAGGAAGAAAUCGCGCUCGGUCCAAGUGUCUACGCAGCAGUCAAGGCUGAACGCGCCGCACGCAGAUCACCAACGCCUCAGAGUCACGUCGAUUCUGUCGAUUCCAACGCUUCGAGUCGGCGCUCCCCAAAGGCUCAAAAACGAAAUGCAGAAGAAGAUGAUGCCGCGCGGGAGGCGGAGAAGGCAUCUGUUGCCGACAGGAUUGCUGGAAGAGGGCUAUUCGCCUCAGCCAAGGUUGGUCCUGAAUUUACUGCGCUGCUCUCUGCUUACGGAAUCUUGUGUCCGUUCAGGAUGAGUAACGGCGAGGUUUAUGAUCCCGUCUCUGCCUGGCCGACCACGAGCACCACAGAACUCCGGAGUAUCUCGUGCGCUUCGGCUUCUGCAGGCAGUCUCGUCAUUGGCCAGAUCCAGAAGGGCUAUGAGGGAAUGC